ACUAACAUUCUGUCACACACGGCGUCAGUCACACAGUUUCACUGAAGCUGCUCAGAUUAAGAAUUUAGUAGUUCCUGAGUGUUUCGCUGUGGAUUUCAACACAUUGCUGGAUUCAUUUACUCCUUUUUCACUUCAGUGGGGCAUUUCUACAAACUCCCAGGCAAAAUGUCCCACACCAGCACUCUGGAUUUAGACCGAUACAACAGCUUGGACAGAUCCCAUCGCUCCACAAACCGUCCCCAGAGCAGGAACCAGGCCAAGCACAGCGAGGUCAUGUGCGACUUCUGCACCACGAGGAGGCAGAAGGCAGAGAAGUCCUGCUUGGUCUGCCUGGCGUCUUACUGCGAGACCCACCUCCAGUCUCACUACGACUACCCUGCCCUGAUGAAGCACAAACUGGUCAAAGCCACGGGACAGAUGAGGGAGAAGAUCUGCGCUCAGCACGACAAACUCCUGGAGGCCUUCUGUCGCACUGACCAGACGUCGGUGUGUGUUCUGUGCAUGAUGGACGAGCACAAACACCACGACAUUGUACCGGCCGGAACGGAGAGGACUGAGAAACAAAAACAACUUGGCAACACGUUACACAAAUCCCAGCAGAGGAUUGAUGAGAGGGUUAAAAAGUGGCAGGAUCUCCGACAAGCUGUGGAAUCUGUUAAACACUCAGCCGAGUCAGUCCUGGAGGAGAACGAGCGCAUCUUCACUGAACUCCUCCUGUCCAUCGAGAGGAAGUACAACGAAGUCAAAGAGAUGGUUCGCCUGCACGAAAAGACCACCGUGAACCGUGGGGAAAUUCUUCUCGACCGUUUGGAGGAAGAGAUCACUCUGCUGAGGAAGAGACACACUGACCUGGAGAAGCUCUCGCACACCGACGACCACAUUCACUUUCUGCAGAGCUGGCAGUCUCUGUCAGGCCCUUCAGGAUACGAGGACCUCAACAACAUCAGCAUCGCUCCUAACUACUCCUUCGACGCCACCAAGAGAGCCAUCGCUGCCAUGAAACUACAAAUGGAGGAAGUCAGCAAGAGAGAAACUAGUAAAAUCUCUGCAGCAGUGAAAGAAGUCUACAUCACGGAAGAAAGCGAGAAAAAAAUGAGGAGAGAAUCAUUUUUGCCAGAGUCAAGAGCCACAGAAGAACCAAAGACCAGAGAGGAUUUUUUUAAAUACUCUUGUCAGCCCGUUCUGGAUGUCAACACCGUCCACCCAAACCUUCACCUGUCCGAGGGGAACCGGACAGCUACAAUGAAGAGUGAGCCGAAAAACUAUCCCGACCACCCGGAACGAUUCGACCACUGGCAGCAGGUGGUGUGUAAAGAGGGCCUGGCAGGGACUCGAUGCUACUGGGAGGUGACCUGGAAGGGGACGGAGAUCGACGUGGCUGUCACCUACAGGGGAAUAUUCCGUAAAGGAAACAACAACGUGUGCAGCCUGGGCUGGAAUGACAAAUCCUGGAGCCUCUACUGCUCCGAGUCCAAAUUCUCUUUUGUGCACAACAAUAAGAGCGUGGACAUCCCCGUCCCGAAGUCAACUCGCAUCGGCGUAUACCUGGAUCAUGCAGCGGGUGUGCUGGCAUUUUACAGUGUGUCUGAUGCCAUGCAGCUUCUCUACAAGGUCUACACUACCUUUACCGAGCCUGUGUACCCUGCAUUCAGUGUGUGGGGGUAUGGUAGCAGCAUUAGACUAUAGCAGAGCAGAGCAGACUUAUCUAAUCUAAUCUAAUCAUAGUUUUAGACAAGUGCUGUAUGAAAAUGAUGGGGGAAAUACAUGUUUGACCCCUUGCUGAUUUUGCAGGUUUGCACACUUACAAAGAGUGCAACGGUGUGUGAUUUUAAUGAUAGGUUCAUUUUCACAGUGAGAGACAGAAUAUCACCCAAAAAAGGUGGAAUAAGACACUGUAUAUCUUUUAUGAAUUUAUUUGCAUAUUUUUGGUCCAAAAUAAGUAUUUGACCCUUUGGACAAACAUGUUAAUAUUUUGUAGAAAAGCCAUUACUGGCCAGCACAGAUGUCCAAAAGGAUUUUUAAAGCUGGUGACAAGGUUUGUGCAUGUUUCAGCAGGGAUGUUAGCCCACUGCUCCCUGCAGACAGCCUCCAAAUCAUUCAGUUUCCAAAGCUAUCAUCUGGCAACCUGAAUUUUAAGCUCCCUCCAAAGGUUUCCGUUGGAUUCAAGUCUGGAGACCACUCUAAAGCCUUGAUGUGCUUCUUCUUCAGCCUCUCUGCUUGCUUUGGCGGUGUGCUUAGGGUCGUUGUCAUGCUGAAACACCCAUCCUCAACCCAUCUUCAGCUCUCUCGCUGAGGAAAGGAGGUGUUGGUCCAUAAUUCUAGCCUCCCCUCGAUGUGAUGGACUUGUCCAGUCCCCUUGGCUGAAAAGCGCCCCCAAAGCAUGAUGUUAUCACCACCAUGCUAGACAGUGGGGAUGGUGUCCUAGAUGGUUGUACUCUGUGUUCUUUGCCCUCUCAACACGGCGAGUUGAGCCGAAAAAGUUCUAUUUUGGUAUCAUCUGGCCACUUCACCUUCAUCCAGGCCUCUUCUGAGUCGUCCAAGUGGUCAGUGGAGAAACUUCAGGCGGGCCUGUACGGGCGUGUACGGGAUCGUAGUAUGUUACCAACCGUUUCUUUUGGUCCCAGCCCCUUCAGGUCAUUUACCAGUUCCCCUCCUUGUGGUUCUGGGAUGAUUCCUCCGUUUGUAUGAUCAGAGACACUCCACGAGGCAAGAUCUUGCAUGAAGGCCCAGGUCGAGGGUGGCUGGUGGUGGUGUCGUGCCCCUUCCAUUUCCUGAUAACUGCACCGACAGUUGAUCUUUUCGCUCCAAGUUGCUUCCCCAUUCUCUUGUAGCCCAUCACAGCCUUGUGCUGGUCAACAAUCUUGCCCCGAUGUCCUUAAGACAGCUCUUUGAUCUUGCCCAUUGUGGAGAUGUGAACAGGUGUUUUUUAUGUAGGUAAGGAGGUGAGGCAGGUGUAUUUGAUGUACAUAAUGAGUUGGUAUUGGGUGUGUGUCUUAAAGAAAGACUAACUGGCUUGUGGGAGCCUGAAUACUAGCUGUUCGGUAGGGGGUCAAAUACUUAUUUUUCCUCAUCAGAUGGUUAGCAAUUUUAAUGAAUUCUUAUGAUGUGAUUUUCUGGAAUUUUGCUUGGGAUUCCGUCUCUCACUUUUGAAACGUACAUAUGAUUAAAAUUAUAGUGAGCAAACCUGCAAAAUCAGCAAGAGGUCAACUACUUCUUUCCCACACUGUAAGUGUGUAUUUAAAUGCAACCUUUCUUUGUAUUCUAGUCUUAAAAUAAUCACAGAACACAUACAGAACACAUUUUUCCUGUAUUAUAUUUAAAUUACUGUAUCUGGACCCACUUAAUAAUACAUGAAAUACCAUAGCAAUAGAAAUAUGAAUAAUUUCCAUUUUUGAGGUUGUCCUCCAGAAAGUGCAUGCAUCAAAAAAGGCUAUGAAGAGUUUAAAAAAAUGAAACAUGAAUCAAUACUUAUGUUUAUGACAAGAAUUGAUGUUUAUUUUAAAAAA
Messenger RNA from Dunckerocampus dactyliophorus (ringed pipefish), 3506 nucleotides. Its product is annotated as tripartite motif-containing protein 16-like. NCBI's taxonomy places the organism in Eukaryota, Metazoa, Chordata, Actinopteri, Syngnathiformes, Syngnathidae. The transcript has 7 exons. The coding region runs from base 166 to 1686 and encodes 506 amino acids. The record is from RefSeq and is a predicted model, not a curated record. Gene Ontology annotation, molecular function: zinc ion binding; protein binding.